AGAGGCAGAGAUCAAAUAUCGCACUGGUUUACAAAUAUGUAGCGCGGCCGAACGUGCUCAUUAUUGCUGAAAUAUCCACAGAGUGUGAGGUUUCCAUAUUUUGGUUCGUUCACAGCUGAUCUGGAGUUAAAAUGGUAAAGGCAGUCGCAAAAUCCACUGUGGAGAAACCACCGAACGGGGAAACGACGCAACUCUGUCCAGACAACAUGGAGGACGAAACGACGGUCGAAAAUACAGAAGAAGUUGUGGUGGAAUGCAAAGGCGAAAGACGAAGAAGAUCUCCUCGUACGUGUGUUUUCAUUUGCCUUCUGAUUCUGGUGUUGUUAGUGGGAUUUCUAGUCGUCUACGCAAUCGAAAAAUCAAAUAGUAACAAAAACAGAAACAAGGGCUGGAACUAUGGUGAUGAUUAUAUCUUGGUUACUCAUCCUCCAACUUUAUCUAAUACAUCAUGGCACAAUAACAAUGUAUCAUGGGAGGCACAGGAGGAAAUUUACACCCUAUCAGACGCUAUAAGUCAGGAUGACAUAAUGGGUUUGAGGCCUAUCUUUAGAAAGGAUCUACCAGACAAGUAUGUUGCUUAUUGGGAAGCUAAACUGAAUGGCAAAAGUGGUGAAAAAUAUGUUAUCAUUUCAGCUGCGAGGCAAACUGGUGACCACCGUCUUGUUGAAGAAGGAGCUUUACCAAGCCCCUCAGAUGUGCUUACUGCACAAGCCAAUCAGAAUGGCUAUGGCUGUCACAAAGUGUAUCGACUGCGACCUGAUGGGCUUAUGGCAUGUGAAGACACUGAUGUGAACAGAAUAGUUGCAGCGACAAGGAGUGUUGAUACUGAUUCUUGGAAUAUUAACUGGAGGAAUUUGGACAAACAAGUUACCCGUGCUUUACCGGGCUUGAAAAAAGAAUGGGACGAGUUGGCUGAACGAGUUCAAAAGAUGCCAGAGUGGAAUAGGUUCCAGUGGCUGUCGAUGAAGACAGGUGUAAGACCGCAACUCACAACACCAGCUAAGCCGUUAGCAACUGAGCCAACGGCAAAACCAACCAGCCUGGAAACGGAAUUUAAUUUCCAAGUGGAAGAGACUGAAGAUGGGUUCAAGGCGGAAUUGGGACUCCGUCCGGGCGACUCGGUCCGGAUUCCACUCGGACAAGGGUUCCGUGAAGUCCGUAUCAAGUUUGUUGGACUUCGGGACGGUGACAUGAAGAAGACAAAGAACUGGAAGAAACAUUGGCAGAAACGACUUUGCCGGGUGUUGUGUGGCGUUUGUGAAGGAGAAGGUUACCUGGACAUGACAAUGGUUAGCAAACGUUUCUUCAAACUGACAAAGAUGGGUGAUCGCUUCAUCAAAGUGAAAGUCGAUGCAGAUGAGAGUUUCGUGCGAAGACAUCUUGAAGGAAGAGAAAUACGCUUCAAAGUAGAGCUGCGAACCCGCGGGGCUCGAGAUAUGAUCAUUAACUACGGCAUUAUCCUCAGAAGUAGCAGAAAUCGGCGCGCUUUGUCUGACGAAUAUUUCAGGAUUCCUCACGAAGAGUUGUUUCCAAGGUACCGCCAGCCCCAAAACGGCCAAUGCAUGUCGGGCUCGGGUCCAGUGGCCUGGACAAAAAUACUCGGUUACUAUGACAACAUGGCGGCGAGGACUUCCAAAUCAAGAUACCCAUCAAUAAGUCAUAUUGUAGGUUUGCCCACACAUCUGCCUUUAACAAUGGACACAUCGGUGGAGAACGUGACACGCCGAAUCUUUCACAAGCUUGGAUCACAUUGUUCGCCUCACGGUAGAGGAGUAACCUCUCCUGCUCAAAUGACGCGAAUCAAGACAUUCCUGGGGCGAGAGCUCAAGGUUAUUCACCGAGGAGAUCAUAAAGGGAAGAAUGGCCCUUGGACAGACUUGAUAAUUAACCUUCUUCAGAGGGGCUCCCCAGUCAUUGUCAGUAAAGAGACAAGUUAUCUCGGUGAACACCAUUAUAUGGUUGUGACAAGAAUCCGACAGAGCUCUAAGUACUACAGUUUUUGUCAUGGCAAAACCGGUGUAUGCUCACCCUGGACUUUAAAGGAAGAAUCACUCAUGUUUGUUCAUGAAGAAGACAGCCCUGGAAAAUGGGUUAGCGCUGACACUCAUUUUCUGGCUGCGAUCAUUGAGGUAUAAAACAAUCCCAAGACAGUUCAAGCACUGGUGUCGCUGUCAGACUGAGAUCGAUCAACUCGGCUGAUCGCUGAUCAUGUCCAUAACUUUGUGGAAGUAAUGCUCCAUUGUACAUGGAAAUGAAACUGUAGUCUGGAGAAAAUCCGUGAAAAAUGGAUGAGCAAUCAUGAAUGAACCAUAAACUCGAGGCCCUGUCUGUGACAGAGAUUUACCGAGUCCAGCGACUUUGUAAAUAUUGUAAUGUAGCAAGCUAAGGCUUGAUUCUUGAAUAAGUUAUAUUUGUGAAGUCACAAUUUAUUUUUUAGGUGCAGAUUUUGUAUUGUACGAACAUGAUCUUUUUAUUCUAUAUUGUAACCAUUUUGUCAACUGUAUUGCUUUUCAUAUUCAUGUAGCUUUUCCACGUAGAGGUCUCGCCAUUUAAUAAACCUUAAGUUUCGUUCGUAGCAUUUUCACGGCACGCUUCACCUUACUGCGCGUUGUGUGGUGAACCACAGUGAUCAACGUCUUAUUUCUCCUUGCAGUUACAACACAAUACAGUAGAUCAGUAACUAGAGUAAAAAAUAUUGUCAAGUAUUUGGAGACAUCAUGAUGUGCCACUGAAUUCUCCGAACUACACCUAUAACAUUUAAAAGAAUGAGUCGGUUUGGAGAAUUUUUCAUGCUAUCAUUUUUUGUAUGAAACAUUAUGACAAUAUUAUUUCAGGUACGAUUGGUUUGAGUAAGGUUUCAUAGACUUACUAACGACGUGGCUUGCGAAAGGACCCAGUUCUUUUUGCCUACUGAUUCACUUCAAACAAGUGAAAAUAACCGGUUGCUUUCACCUGCUAACAACGACGCUAUAAAGAAAUAUUUUUCUUUUCCAAAAAGAUCUUAUGUUUACUUUGUGAGCAGUUAAAGCUGUAGACCGUUUGGUCCUUUCUGUAAUUGCCUCAAGAAGAGACCACUUAAUAAAAAUAUAUUAAAACCAA
Messenger RNA from Orbicella faveolata, 3099 nucleotides. RefSeq lists its product as uncharacterized. Lineage: Eukaryota; Metazoa; Cnidaria; Anthozoa; Scleractinia; Merulinidae. The record is from RefSeq and is a predicted model, not a curated record.